AUGAAAAAUACAGCAAAGUGAGGUUUUUACGUGCAUUUAGCAGUACUAGAAAUUUCACUGAAAAAUCCCCAAAAGCUUAACUUUCCUGUUAAAAAGACAAAGCAGAGUAAGGGAGAAAAACAAGAGCGAGGAAACCGAGAAUGCAAGAAAGAUUUUGACGAAUGCAUGGAUUUCCUCGCUUUCAAAUUUGUUUUCUCUUCGACAUUCAAAAGGUAUGAGAAAAUCCGGAAACAUCUUUAGCCAUUACUAACUGUAUACUAAGAUUUUCCUUUUGAAGACGACGAAAAUGUUUACUGUUCUUAAUUAUUGCACCCCAAGGUAGUAACCACAUUUCCUGUAUACUCGAGAUUUUCUUUCCAUGUGUAUCGCUAUCUGUUCUUCAAUGAAUAUUUUUUAUUUGCCCUUUGUGGAUUAUAUUCUAUGAUCCUUGCAUGGAUGAUUUGGAUCUUUUUUGAAUUCUCUAUAUCUCUCAAAUGUGUUUAAAUAUAUUUUGAUUGGUUCGGAUUUCGCAUUAUGAGAUCAGAUGCAUUUGCAUGGCUGAAAUUGCAGUAGGAGGAGAGAAGACAGAGGCAGUGCAUAAUCCAUAUAGAAGUUGAAUAUGUGCAGCAAUUCUUGCAACAGUGUUUGUGGAUGUGGGACUGGUGUGAAUGUUGUUAGUAGCAUCUGGAGUUCUGGUUUAAAGAAACCGCAGAAACGUCCCAGAGUGCCAAAAAGAGGACCUGGUGUGGCCGAACUUGAGAAGAUCCUGAGAGAGCAAGGAGGCGUAGACAUAACUACUGAAAAGGGAGAUUCAGAGGGAUUUCCAUCUUUUGUGUCUCGUGCUUCUUCGUCUUUAAACUUCCAUCCAUUGCAACCUUCGACUACAACAAAAGCUACUCCACCUUCUUCUCUCUCAAGCAAUUUGGCUACUAAUGUUUCUUCUGCCCCAAUAUUUGAUCAUUUAGGUCCCACUACACUCCCAGCCAGUACAUCUAUGUACGGUAAAUGUGGAUCACUAGAAAGAAGUGGUGGAUCUGGUCUUGUUUCUCCUGAAAAAGAAUUCUUUCCCUUGAAUCUUAAUUCAUGUAAGUCUAAUUUGAACAUGAAUGAACCGAUUGAUGGAAAUCGAUAUGAUUCUGCCAGUUCCCCUUCCAGGAAUUUAUCUGGUGACUGGCCUUAUCCAAAAAAUCAGCACAUAAACAAUCACUACUCUGCACCUAUUACUUCUAUGACAAAUCCCCGUGGGACCUCAACAAUCGGCCCUCAAAAUCAACCAGAGCUUCCUUCAAACCAAAGUUUGUGUUACAAUUACAUGUCUAGAGUGCCAGAAGAACAAAAAGUUGGCAUGAAGCGAUCUCACUCUUCAACCCUGGAAAACUCUCUGAUUCCGCCAUCGAACUUCCAUGUUCUUCCAAGUUUUUCAUAUUACAAUAGACAUCAUCAAUCCUCCAUAAAUGAUAGUCAUGGUGCCAGUGGUUUCAAUUCCACCAAGGAGUGCUAUAAGGAUGCCAAAUGGGGCAGCACUUUGGAGCUUAGUAACACAAGGUUCAAUUCUGACAUGACAGUUCCUGGUCAUGCAAAUUUCCCUCCAGUUGUAACUCCUGAAGUUCCUUCACCUCCCAUGCAUUUGUUUUCAGGUGUUAUUUCAAAGGGGAAUGCGCUACCCGGCCAUGUUUGUGAAGAUAAACUAGACUCAUGCCAACAUUCAGAAUCAAGCGAACCAAAUCGUAGACCUUUCUAUAACUUCUUAGAAGUGGAGGACUCAGAGAUGACAGACAAAAUGCGAGGGGAAAAUCUUGGGGGACGUGAAGCAGGAAGAUUUGGCAUUGAUCUGAACUUGAAGCUCUGAAUUUGUGUUUGCAAAUCUCAAAGACUAGCAAGCUCAGAUGAGUAUGCGCCAGUUUUUCAGUUUGAGUCCAACAAUAGCAUCAAGUGAAGAAAAGAGAACAGUUUCCGGGUAAUGGUUGGAGAAGAAUUUACCCGGGAUAUGCAUACUUGUCAUAGGAUUUUCAUUAGAUAGUUUGCGUGGAAGACUAUGCAUACCGUUUGAUUCAUAAAAUCAAGAGAUGCUGCUUUGCAUGGAAUUUUCAUUUAACUUAAUUUCAGUUGUUCAGUCUUUUUGACGUUACAGUCGUUUAAGUUAUGUUUGUCGAAAUUGUAGCUUAAGAAGUUACUUCAAAAUGAAAGUUUAAAGAAGAGUUUUGGAAAUUUAAAUAAUACCUUGUGCUC
Messenger RNA from Vigna umbellata (rice bean), 2208 nucleotides. NCBI's taxonomy places the organism in Eukaryota, Viridiplantae, Streptophyta, Magnoliopsida, Fabales, Fabaceae. The record is from RefSeq and is a predicted model, not a curated record.